CCCUUGUGCGCGCGCACACAGGGAAUUGUCCUAUUCAGUGUGUGUGGCAGCAUAUUAUGAACAGCAUUUUACGGCCUGGUUUUUACGCAGUAUCGGAGUAAAGUUUGUGGUGUUUGGGGAGCUGUUGCUUGUUAGACAUAAGCGAUUUGUGCCACUUUAUCUUGUUGUGUAAAUCAGCGGAAGCGGAGGCCUAGGGAAGAAAGGGACGCCGGGCCCUCGGAACUCCGACUCCAUCCCCCGGGGGAUGAGCGGCUCCCGUAAUAAUCGGGUGAUGGUGGAAGGGGUGGGUGCUCGAGUUUCCCGUGGCCCGGAUUGGAAGUGGGGCAAACAGGAUGGUGGCGAGGGUCAUGUUGGCACUGUACGUAGCUUCGAGAGCCCCGAGGAGGUUGUGGUGGUCUGGGACAACGGCACAGCCGCCAACUAUCGCUGCUCUGGAGCCUAUGACCUGAGGGUGCUGGACAGCGCUCCCACCGGCAUCAAACAUGAUGGGACUAUGUGUGACACUUGUCGCCAGCAGCCUAUAAUUGGAAUCCGCUGGAAAUGUGCAGAGUGUACCAACUAUGAUUUGUGCACUGUGUGCUAUCAUGGAGACAAACAUCACCUUAGACAUCGAUUUUACAGGAUCACAACCCCAGGAAGUGAACGAGUACUUUUGGAAUCUCGUAGAAAGUCUAAGAAGAUUACAGCAAGGGGAAUAUUUGCUGGUGCUAGGGUGGUUCGUGGCGUAGAUUGGCAGUGGGAGGAUCAAGAUGGCGGCAAUGGAAGGAGAGGGAAGGUAACCGAGAUCCAGGACUGGAGUGCAUCAAGCCCACACAGUGCAGCAUAUGUUCUUUGGGACAAUGGAGCAAAAAAUCUUUACAGGGUUGGAUUUGAAGGCAUGUCAGACUUGAAAUGUGUACAGGAUGCCAAAGGAGGGUCGUUUUACAGAGAUCACUGCCCAGUGCUUGGUGAACAAAAUGGUAAUCGUAAUCCUGGUGGCCUGCAGAUUGGUGACCUGGUCAACAUUGACUUGGAUUUAGAAAUUGUGCAGUCGCUGCAGCAUGGGCAUGGGGGCUGGACUGAUGGGAUGUUUGAAACAUUAACUACUACUGGCACAGUUUGCGGCAUUGAUGAAGAUCAUGAUAUUGUUGUCCAGUAUCCAAGUGGAAAUAGGUGGACUUUUAAUCCAGCUGUUCUCACAAAGGCAAAUGCUGUGCGUAGUGGAGACACUGCUCAGGGGGCAGAAGGAGGAACAUCUCAGUUUCAAGUUGGGGAUCUUGUACAAAUAUGCUAUGACCUGGAACGAAUAAAACUUCUACAGAGAGGCCAUGGUGAAUGGGCAGAAGCAAUGCUUCCUACUCUGGGUAAAGUUGGCCGGGUACAACAGAUUUAUUCAGAUAGUGACCUAAAGGUGGAAGUUUGUGGCACCUCUUGGACGUAUAAUCCAGCUGCUGUUUCCAAAGUGGCUUCCGUAGGAUCUGCAAUUAGCAAUGCAACUGGCGAGAGAUUGUCACAACUGUUGAAGAAGCUUUUUGAAACACAAGAAUCCGGAGACCUCAAUGAAGAAUUGGUUAAAGCAGCUGCAAAUGGGGAUGUAGCCAAAGUAGAAGACUUACUCAAAAGACAGGAUGUGGAUGUAAACGGUCAGUGUGCUGGACACACAGCCAUGCAAGCAGCAAGCCAGAAUGGACAUGUAGAUAUUCUGAAAUUGCUUCUGAAGCAAAAUGUCGAUGUAGAAGCAGAGGAUAAAGAUGGCGAUCGAGCUGUACAUCAUGCAGCUUUUGGAGAUGAAGGUUCAGUUAUUGAGGUAUUACACAGAGGUGGAGCAGAUCUAAAUGCUCGUAACAAGCGCAGACAGACACCACUACAUAUUGCUGUCAACAAAGGCCACUUGCAAGUUGUAAAAACUUUGUUGGACUUUGGCUGCCACCCCAGCUUACAGGAUUCAGAAGGUGAUACUCCGCUGCAUGAUGCAAUUAGCAAAAAACGUGAUGAUAUUUUGGCUGUGUUAUUAGAGGCUGGAGCAGACGUUACUAUCACAAACAACAAUGGCUUUAAUGCUCUCCAUCAUGCUGCAUUGCGUGGAAACCCAAGCGCAAUGCGUGUUCUCCUUUCCAAAUUACCUCGUCCAUGGAUUGUGGAUGAGAAGAAAGAUGAUGGAUACACAGCUUUGCACUUGGCAGCACUCAAUAAUCAUGUUGAAGUAGCAGAACUAUUAGUGCACCAGGGUAGUGCAAACUUGGAUGUACAGAAUAUAAACCAGCAGACUGCACUUCACCUUGCUGUUGAACGUCAGCAUACACAAAUUGUCAGGUUGUUAGUUCGCGCUGGAGCAAAACUGGAUAUCCAAGAUAAAGAUGGUGAUACCCCACUCCAUGAGGCCCUUAGACACCAUACCUUGUCACAACUUCGCCAGCUGCAAGACAUGCAGGAUGUUGGCAAGGUAGACACUUCUUGGGAGCCAUCAAAAAAUACUUUAAUCAUGGGACUCGGUACUCAAGGAGCAGAGAAGAAGAGUGCAGCUUCUAUAGCCUGUUUUCUUGCAGCCAACGGUGCAGACCUCACUAUCCGCAACAAAAAAGGGCAGUCUCCUCUGGAUCUAUGUCCUGAUCCCAGCCUUUGCAAAGCCUUAGCCAAGUGCCACAAGGAAAAAUCUAGCGGUCAAAUUGGAACCAACAGUCCCUCCAUGAUCAACAAUGAUUCUGAAACUUUAGAGGAAUGCAUGGUGUGUUCGGAUUUGAAAAGAGAUACACUAUUUGGUCCAUGCGGCCAUGUUGCUACUUGUUCUUUGUGCUCUCCACGUGUAAAAAAAUGCCUCAUUUGCAAAGAGCAAGUGCAGUCCAGGACUAAGAUUGAAGAAUGUGUUGUGUGCUCAGACAAGAAAGCAGCAGUACUGUUUCAGCCAUGUGGCCAUAUGUGUGCAUGUGAAAAUUGUGCAAGUCUUAUGAAAAAGUGUGUUCAGUGUCGUGCUGUGGUUGAGCGCAGAGUGCCGUUUGUUAUGUGUUGUACAGGAAAGGCUACAGAAGACGUUACAGAAGAAAUAGCAGGUGGAAACAUUCCAGCAUUUCAGAAGGACAAGGACAACACCAAUGUCAAUGCAGAUGUGCAGAAGCUGCAGCAACAGUUACAGGAUAUAAAAGAACAGACUAUGUGUCCUGUGUGCUUGGACCGGCUGAAGAAUAUGAUCUUCAUGUGUGGACAUGGAACCUGCCAACUUUGUGGAGACCGAAUGAGUGAAUGCCCCAUUUGUCGGAAGGCCAUCGAAAGAAGAAUAUUAUUAUACAGUAUGUCUUGUUAGGAGAUCGAAAACCUUGAUGUAAAGAAUCUGAGAUGUUGAGCUUCCAAAGACAGAACAAAGAAGCUAAUUUGAUACCUUUUGAAAUUAUGGCCUUGUGUUCCAUUUUUAAAGAAUGUAAACAUUUCAAAACCUACAUAUUGCAUUUUCAGCACUAUUUCUAAUCUGUCCUAUUUAAAGGCUUGUUUAUACCACUUGUGUGUUUAAAAGGCUGCUAAAUUGUCCAUGGCUAAUUACGUUUCACACAUGUUUAUUUUGUUUUUUUAAAUGCCUGUUCAUCUUGGCAGUACAUAGUUCCAUGCCUUUCUCAGACACCAAGCUGUUAUUUUUAUUGUCUAUGUAUUGAACUAUUUAUUCUAACUGCCUAAAGAUAACCAUUUUCUGUAUCAUUAUUAGCUUGUCUUAUUAAAACUUUAUUAAGUAAGAAGACUGUUAAAUAACUUACUCAAAACACUACCAUUUUCUGAAGCUGAUCUAAAGAAAAAUUCUGUAACAACUUUUAAUUAAUUUAAAAAUACUAUGGCUAAAGAAACAGCAAUAAUUAUGUUUUGCUGCAGUUUGUGGGCUAUACACAUUUACCAAAAUUAGCCUUUUAUUUUGGACAAAUAUUUUUUACCUAUAUAGUUUUAAAUGGGAGCAGGACAUUGUUUUGUUUUAAACUGGAAGCUGCCAAGGAGAGCUGAAGUGAUAUUUAAAUCCGUAUAAAAUUUACGUACCUUAAGAAAUAGAUUAAAGAACCGCCAUUACGUUUUAUUUAGCAAAAUAAUACAUGCACAAUGAAUACACCGCCAUGUGUAAAUAUCCAAAGUGCUUAAGAAGAGUAAAAUUUGUAUCAGUGUUAAAUGGUUAAACAUUGCAAAAGAAGUCUGUAAACUUAGUGAUUCUUUUAUGAUUCAUGCUUGUCAUUUUGAAAAUAAUGUUAUGGCUCAUUAAAGAUAUGGCAGAGUAUGUAUUUGUGUGUACUUAUUUUUUGGCACUUGUGUUAAUAUACUAUUUUUAGUUGCUGAUUGCAAAAUUAAUGUACUUGAGCAGCUAUGACUCUCAAAACCAAAAACAAUGAUAUAUUUUUUUUAUUUUGGAUAAAAAUAAUGCUUUAUAAUUGUAUUGCUAGCAAUCAUAUUAUAGGUUUAGAAGAUAAACCAAUACAAUGUUUAAAUAGUUCUAGUUUAGUAACCUGCUAAAGUAAAGGUAGUGUAUCAUGUAUUGUGCAUUGUCAGGCAAACAUUUUCUCAAUUUUUUUCUGGUUAACACAGCAAAAAUACAGGACCUAAGCACUUGCAUUAAUGGUUAUAAUUAUUUCUUUUGUAAAAUGAUGAUGCUCCACAGUCCUCUAUAAUAUAUUGGAUAUAUUUCCCACCACUAGGAGGAGGUCAAGAACCCAUAAAAGAGCUUUAAAACCUUCCCACCUCCCAUCUCUCUUAGUUUUGUUCUUGGCUUUGUAGGAGAUGGUUGAGAAUAGAGGUUGUUCCUUCAUUGUGUUCAGAUCUUGCUAACUCUAGGUAGCGGAUAUUACAUAAUUUGAUUAUAAUAAACGCUUUGAAGUUCUAUCUCAAAGCAAAUAUAGAUUUUAGACAAACUUCUAGUUUGUUUUUUUACUGCUAACUCUAGUAAGGGCUGAAAACUACUAAGGUAGGGUUUAUCUAUAAGAAGGGAUUCAAGACUUUUUUGAUGGUAGGAAGGUCACCUUUCUAAGAGCAUUACAGCUCUUAACAUUGUGAGGUUUUGUAACAUUUUGCAUCUUUGGAGCAGAUUUGCAAAGCUGCAACAUACUUUAUCUGCAUACUUUUUUUUUUUUUUUUUUAGUUUUUCGCAUGAGGUUUUGCUUUUUAACAAGCAGCUUUUAGCACUGAAGUCCUUUAGGCCAUAGUGUCAGAUAAAUAAGAACUGCCAGUAAAAUUGUCCCACCCUUUCCAUAACAUAGACCAUCGGCUUGGGUAUUAAUCCCAUAUGUUAUGGAAGACUGUGGACCAUCAUCAUUUUACGAAAGAAAAGAAAAUUUAUACUACCUGAUAAAUAAUUUUCUUUCGGGAUGAUGAUGAUCUGCAGGCCCUGCCCAUUUAAAUUUUUGGGCUACAGUUCUAAUAACAGCUCUAUAUACCCUGCUUUGCCUUUGCUUCCCAUUCUCUACUCAUCUAUACAUGGGAAAUAUAUCCCAUAUGUUAUGGAGGACUGUGGACCAUUAUCAUUCCGAAAGAAAAUAAUUUAUCAGGUAAGCAUAAAUUUUGUUUUUACUACAUACAUAUUGACAGCAUGUUAAUUUUUUUCUAAUGUAUAAAAUUAUUUAGUGCCUCAGUAACACACGCAAAUCAUUACUAAAAAUAACACAUCUUAGUUUGAAAAUGUAGGGCUUACUUUGAAAAAAAUGUUUUUUUUUUAUUUUUUAUUUAUUUCAUUCUAGAUGUUCCUUAAAGGCUAUUCAUUUUCCAAUACUUUGGUGCUGUUUUCUUUGUUAUAGAUUUUUUUUAUUUUUGUUGUCUAUUCUUUUUUGGCAGCUUUGGAAAGUCAUCUAGCAUAAAAUUGCAUCUUACACAGAAUUUGAUUUUGCAAUCUUUCUAUAGUACUGUAUAUAACUUGCUAAACAAUAAAAAGUUAAUUGGUUAUUCAGGAAA
Molecule: messenger RNA, 5883 nt
Organism: Bombina bombina (fire-bellied toad)
Lineage: Eukaryota; Metazoa; Chordata; Amphibia; Anura; Bombinatoridae
Gene: MIB1
Product: MIB E3 ubiquitin protein ligase 1
Exons: 22
Coding region: 245-3277 (1010 amino acids)
Biological process (GO): protein ubiquitination
Cellular component (GO): cytoplasm
Molecular function (GO): protein binding; ubiquitin-protein transferase activity; zinc ion binding
Source: RefSeq, a predicted model, not a curated record